Ixodes scapularis (black-legged tick) is the source of this 766-nucleotide messenger RNA. RefSeq names its product SEC14-like protein 4. The transcript is spliced from 2 exons. Bases 9 to 392 code for a protein of 127 amino acids. Gene Ontology annotation, cellular component: cytoplasm. Lineage: Eukaryota; Metazoa; Arthropoda; Arachnida; Ixodida; Ixodidae. The record is from RefSeq and is a predicted model, not a curated record.
AGCUGUACAUGGUGCACAGCCCGGGUCUGUGGUCCGAGCCCGGUGCUAAGCGGUGCAGCCUGGCCCGUGGUGCCGUCCUAACGGUGCCCGUUGUCGUGGAGCGAGCAGGCGCCGUCCUCGACUGGCGCUUCCAGUGCAAGUCGCACGACCUGUGCUUCGGGCUGACGCUCCAGAACGGCGGCCAGUCGAGCAGCGAGCUGCUGCCCGCGAGGAGGGUCAAGUGCAACCAGGUUCCCGAAAGCGGACAGCUCGAGUGCCAGGAGCCGGGAACAUACAUCUUCAAGUUCGACAAUAGGCACAGCUGGUUUACGAAGAAGGAUUUCUGCUACAUCGUCGGGGUCAAGGACCAGGAACAAACACCGAACGGCGGAUCCUCGGAGGUCUCUCAUUGAAUGUGCGCGCACAGUGGGAGAAGUGGAGCCGGCGUGGACUGUCUCGUAGCCUACGAGCGUCCGGGACGAGAGACACCACUCGAGUGAGCCACGGAUGACCGCGGGAGGAAAAGUGCGACAGGAUCGUUUCUGCGAGUGCGGUGAACCUACAGCCGCCCGUCACACUGCUCGUGUACAUCGUACAAACGACGCGGUGUUCGCUGGAGACACGAUGACAUUUGCACACACGCCUCGGGCAUGUUCGAAACACGUCUGGUUUAUACACAUGUGUGCUCCGAACACGUCUGCGGAAAGUCUUAGUAUCACUAUGGUGCCUGGAACGCGUCUCUAACCGGUGUGUUUACCGCGUCCAAAAAGUGGUCCCUCGAUUUCCU